This is a messenger RNA of Octopus bimaculoides (California two-spot octopus), 6378 nucleotides long. RefSeq lists its product as uncharacterized. The record is from RefSeq and is a predicted model, not a curated record. Gene Ontology annotation, cellular component: dendrite; synapse; plasma membrane. Gene Ontology annotation, molecular function: G protein-coupled serotonin receptor activity; G protein-coupled acetylcholine receptor activity. Gene Ontology annotation, biological process: chemical synaptic transmission; adenylate cyclase-inhibiting G protein-coupled acetylcholine receptor signaling pathway; G protein-coupled receptor signaling pathway, coupled to cyclic nucleotide second messenger. Lineage: Eukaryota; Metazoa; Mollusca; Cephalopoda; Octopoda; Octopodidae.
CAUGGUGUAAGAUGGACAAAUGAAUUAGCCUGGUAUAUACAUGCACAUAUAUGUAUGUAUACGUGCAUAUACUAAUUCAACAGCAGUAUUUCCAGACUAUCAGAAAUUUAACUUCUCUUCUACUGACUAGAUGCAACCAUUUGACUGUGUUCAGUCUGGAGCUGUGCCUUUGACCAAAUACAAGCUAUUAAAAAAUUUGGUAUGAUUAUUGCUCAACACUAAUAGAUUUUUCUGGUUAUUGUUAUUGUGUUAAACACCAGGCCAUAUCUGAUGGUAUAUUUUGGAGACUUCCACACACACUAAUAGAGAAUGGUAUUUUGGCAGACACACACAACAUGGAAUUGAAGAUCUACCAAUACUAAAAAGUGAGUACAGCGAGUCCUGAUGUGGUGUGGUGGAGUAUAGUGUCAUGUGAUGAAACUCAUUAUGGUAGCAACCACUUGAAGAAGAACUACAUUUUCCUAUAACUACUUUCAAUCAACUACGACCACCCUAGGGCACAAUCUUGCAUCUUGAUAUAUAAAAAAAUUAAAAUUUUUCUGUUACUGUUUCAAUAAUUUGACAGCUACAUGACUAUGCUGUAGUACCGACUCUAUUUUCAAAAUAUAAGAAAAAUUAGAAUUUUUCGGAUAAUGGUCUCAACAAUUUAAUAGCUGCACGACCAAGCUGUAGCAUCUGAAAUAUAAAAAAUUAACAUUUUUUGUUUUGUUUUUAUACCUUUUUAUUAACUGCCAACUUCUCACCCACUUCUAUCCUCAUCACUGCCCCAACUUUCAUUUCUGAUAACAUGCAUCUUCGUAUUCUAUAAAACUUUUGAAAUUUCAUCAUUGACAUUUGAUAUUUGUAAUGGAAAUGGAAGCUUUUAAGUCACUUCUUAUGUAAAAAGAAAAAGGAAAAGAGAAAGUAAAAAGGAAAGAUUUUUGCGUAAUGGUUUAACGGUGAAAGACCGCAAGAUGUUUAGAAAAACAAGAAGAAAACUAAAACUACAGUGAAAAAAGAAACUGUUGUGUUAACCUCAAACACUUUAUGUUAACACUGCACCACAUCUACCCUGCACUCCACCAACACAUGCACACAUUGUUACAAAAUAACAACAUCAACAACAGUGGUGAUUGUAGUUGAAAUGGAUAAAGGAAUGAAAAUAAAAGUCAGAAUUAGGCCCACUACAACAUGAUCAACGCAGCAUGUGUCUUUAGACAAUGUAAUGUAACGUUAUGGAAAUGGAAGCUUUUAUGUUAAACUCAAACACAUCCUCCUCCUCUGCCACAGAUGCGCCAUUUCUCAUAGCUAACAACAAAAACAGCAAGUUCAGCAAUGGAAGUGAAAAUAAAAAUUACAACUCCUACAACAGAUAUUUAAAUGGUUCUAUCACCCCUAACAACAGUAACAGUAAUACUCUUGCUCUUGCAACUUAUGAACCUGUUGUUUCUGGUGGUUUUGAUUAUUCAGCUUCGGUUUCACUUACUAAUGAUUCCACCACUUUUAUUACGAGCAGUAGUGUAAUAGUAUCUAAUGAGGAUGAAUUUGUUAUUCCUUUUAGCCUUGCUGAAAUCAUCUUGAUUUCUUUCAUUCUGGUAGUUUUGUCAUCGACCACAAUUGCUGGUAAUAUAUUUGUAGUUGUAGCUUUCAAAAUUGAGAAAAAACUGCGAACAGUCAGCAGUUAUUUUUUACUGAGUCUAGCAGUCGCCGAUUUUUCGGUUGGAUUAAUAUCUAUGCCGUUUUAUUCUCUGUAUGUUCUCUAUGGCUACAGUUGGCCGUUCGGAUCAGUACUUUGUGAUUGCUGGCUCGCCCUGGAUUACACAAUGAGUAACGCAUCAGUAGCAAACUUACUAAUCAUCAGCUUUGACCGUUACUUCUCGGUCACUCGUCCUCUGACCUACAGAGCAAAAAGAACUCCGAAAAGAGCCGCAAUCAUGAUUGGCUGUGCCUGGGUCAUAUCAAUCCUGCUUUGGUCCCCAUGGAUUUUCUCAUGGCCCUACAUUGAAGGGAAACGUACCGUUCCUUCUAAAGACUGUUAUAUACAAUUCUUAAAAACAAAUUCUUUUAUCACUGUUAUUACUGCAUUAUUAGCUUUUUAUUUACCUGUCUCAAUAAUGAUUUACCUGUAUUAUAAGAUUUGGAGAGCUACAGAAAACCGACAGAAAGGACUCGUCAAUUUGAUUGCAGCCAAACACCUAAAUGGCAGCAGUAGCAACAGCAGCAGCAGUAAAAAACACAACAUUUCCAGUAGUAAAAAAAACACUAUUUCCAGUGAAGAAGAUGAAGAAAUAUCUAGCAACAGUUUUAUUAGCUCUAAACAAAAGAGAAGCAAUAACUUUUGUUCAUUUUCUUCACCUACUAAAAAAACUGAUGGUAGAUUCCAGUACAAUAAUUAUAAUCACAAUAAUGAUAACGAAGAUGAAAACCAACAUCAACAGCUAGGAAAGAAGACCAAAAACAACAGCAAGUGGAAGAAAAGGCUGCCAAAAUGGUUAACAAGUCAUCGGAAUCUGAAUCCGAAUCCUAAUCCAAAUCGUGUCAAAAAACUGUGCUGCCCGAUAAUAGAUCGUGAUGUUGAUUAUAUCGAUGACUCUAGCACAAGUGAUCCACCAGGAUCUCCCCCUGCCAUGAGAGAUCAAGAAUUAUCCCAAUUAAAGUUAACACUGAAAUCGCCAGCUGUUCUGCCAGCAGAUAAAGACAAAGAUGGAUAUUCUUCCCAUUUCAUAUCAGUCCCUGAUAAUAUAAACUCAAUGAUGACCAUCACUCCUAAGUCUUCUGAUAUACAACCAAUGAGAAAAUCCAGCAGAAGUCUAGAUGUCAGUAAUGUUGAUAGAGACCAAGAAUUCUCAAGACUGACACUGAAGUCCUUUACCGUUUCUUUGUCGAGUAAAAAUGGAGAUGAUUGUUCUGAUUUCACACCAUUAUCAAAUAAUUUAAUAAAUACAAGGAAUUCAAAUAUGCUGAAAUCUUCUGAGAGACGCCAAAAUAAAAGUUCUGGCAGCCAAAUGCUUCUUUCACCUCUUAGUGAUACAAAUGUCGAUUUGAAGGGAUAUGUCGAUGAUACUCCUUCUACGAAUGAGGAGGACAUGACUAGUGGUAUGUCAAGUCGGCAGCAUAGUAAUCUGUCUGAAGUUACUGCUGCUACUAUGGUUGACGAAGGAGGAGAAGAACAACAACAACAACAAAAACAACAGCAACAACAAGAAAUGAUUUAUGAUGACCAAAAAGAGAGAUUGAUGUACACAUCUUUAAUUAAAUCAUCUGAUGCUGAUAGCAGCAAUGAUGACAAGAACCUGAACCAACAAAAUAUUGAAACAGUGAAAGGAAAAGAAAAUAAAGAUGAUUCUGAAAUGGUAGAAAGAAUAACAGUAACAAAAGAUAAAGUAAAAGCAAAGUUUGAUAAAACUAAGGUGAACGCAGGAACAUCAAAUUGCGAAAGAAAGACUAAAGAUGUUACUAAUAUUGUUGAGAGAGAUAACAAUAACAAGAAAUGGGAUGAGGAUGAUGGCAAUGUUUUGUGUAAUGGCAAAGCUUUUUGUCAUGACAGGUUAGAGCGUGGAGCAAAGUUUGCUGAAAAUGAACAGAAAGAACAAAUGAUGAAUUUUGAAGCAAACAAAGAUGCGGUGAUUAGUAUUGAUGAUGUUGAUUGUACUGUAACAUAUAAUAAUAACAACAGGGAAUGUUAUAAACCUAAAGAUGAUGGUAGUACUUCGUAUCAUGCUAGAUCAGGGCUAGAGUUAAAAGCAAAGAUGGACAAAACUAAACAAACUGAGGAAAUGUGGACUUGUGAAAGAAAAUACAAUGCAAGUGCUGUUGGUAUUGACAAUGUUGAUAGUUCAAAGACUGAUAACCAUAACAUGAAAUGUGAUGGGUCAGAGUUAAAAGCAAAAUGUGGCAGAACUGUGCAGAGAGAAAAGGCAGCAAACUUUGAAGCAAAAAACAGAAAAUGUGCACCGAUUAGUGUUGAUAAUGUUGAUAGUAUGAAUAUGGAUAAUAAUGAUGGAAAAUGCAGUAAAGAAGAAGGCAGUAAUGAUUUGUGUAGCAGCAGAUUUGAGGGCAAAGUAAAAUUUGUCAAAAGCAAACACAAAGAAGAAACGUCAGAUUCAGAAAUAAAGGAUGAACAACAAGAAAAAAUGGCGGUGGUGAUUAGUUUCGAUGAUGACUGCGAUGGUGUUGAAAUAGAUAGCAACAAUUUAAAAUGCAAGAAAAAUGGUGGUGAUGAUGAUGAUGAUGAUGAUGAUGACGACGAUGGUGAUGAUGAUGGUAGUGGUGACAACGACGCUGGUGACAAUAGUAACAGUCUGUGUUUGGGUAGUGAUAAACAAUGUAAGAGAAACCAGUGUAAUUCAAAUCAUGUUAGAUUAAAGCUCGAGAAAGAACCUGGACUGGAUGUUGUAGGCUCACUUGAACAGAACAGCUUACUUACUCCCUCGCCUUCUUCAUCUUCACCACCUACAUCACCAGGUGAUAAGUUACUGCUUGUACAUCAGGGAAGGAAAAAUGCAGCCAUGACAGAUGACAGCGGUUUGCAUUUAUGCAAUGACAGACAACAUGAGAGAAACCACAAAAAUUCGUGCCAUGUCCACUUAGGGAUAGAAAUAACCCAAGACGAUGUAGACCCAAUCGAACAAAAUAAUACCACCUCCUCUCCAUGGUCUUCUUCACUACCUUCACCACUUGGAUCAAUAGAUACGCCAUUGCUUGACAGUCAGAACACUGGGAAUAAAGCAAUAAUGAAAAACCGACAACAGAGAAACCAGGAGCAAAAAGCAACCAAGAUGGAUGACAGUAGUUUGUGCGAUGAAAAAAUAUACCAAAAUAAAAGCUGGGAAAAUUCAUGUAAUGUUAGGUCAGAGGCAAGGACGAAUGCUGAUCAACUGAUUGAAUCAAACCAAUUGAACAUUAUAACUUCUCCAUCUUCCUCUUCUUCUUCCCUUCCCGCCCCCUGUUCAGCAAAUAUACCACUGCUUGAUCGUAGGAAGAUUACAGAUUCAGAAAGAAUCACAACGACACGACAGACUCACGUUACCAACAAAGUCUGGAACAAAGCACGUUCACAGCAGGAUAAGAAAAUGCGAUGCCAGGAUAAAAAAGCUGCAAAAACCCUAACUGCUAUACUCCUGGUGUUUAUCAUCACCUGGACGCCUUACAAUAUCUUUGCAGUUCUGCAAGUGUUCUGUGAAGGUUGUAUUAACAACACAGUAUAUGCUAUUGGUUAUUGGUUAUGUUACUUAAACAGCACAAUAAACCCAUUCUGUUACGCUUUAUGCAAUGUGAACUUCAGAACAGCAUUCAUGCGCAUAAUCUGCUGCAGGCGUAAGAGCCGCCCUGUGCAGAGGAUCACAUAUACUCGACGCCACGGCUACUACAAAUACCAUUAUUAUCUACAAAAGCAGGAUGAACCAACAAGAACUUCUUGUGAACCCAGCAAAACUACCAAAGCAGCAGGAGAGGGAACGUCUGCAAGGUGGUAGGUUGGCCAGCUAGAAACAGCAGCCAAAUCUCCCUUGAAUUACAGCCUGUCUUCUGAAAUAAGGAACCAAGACACUGAAUUGUCUGUUUGUAGAUAUAUAAGAUGGGAUGGUCACAUUUGGAACGUUUUUAUGCAUAGCUCUGCUCCAUUGCUUGGGCUGUUAGAGAUAGCAGCCAAAUCUCCCUCAAAUCACAUCCUAUCUUCUGAAAUAAGGAACUAAGACAUUGAAUCAUCUGUUUGUAGAUAUAUAUGACAGGGAUGGUCACAGAUGGAAUGUCUCUGACCAUAAGUCUGCUCCAUUAUUUGGCUUGUUAGAAAUAGCAGCCAAAUUUCCUGCAAAUCACAUCCUAUUUUCUGAAAUACAGAACCAAGACAUUGAAUCAUCUGUUUGUAGAUAUAUAAGAUGGAGAUGGUCACAAGUGGAAUGUCUCUGACCAUAGGUUUGCUCCAUUAUUUGGCCUGUUAGAAAUAGCAGCCAAAUUUCCUGCAUUAUGAAAUAAGGAACGAACUCAUUGUAACGUGUAGUUGUAGAUAAAUAAGAAGAGGUGGUCACAAUUGGAAUAUCUUUAAUUGUAGCUCUACUCCAUUGCUUGGUUUGCUAGAAAUAGCAGCCAAAUCACCCACAAAUCACAUCCUACAUUAUGAAAUAAGGAACAAACUCAUUGUGUAUUCUAGUUGUAGAUUAACAGGGUGAGAUGGCCAUAAAUUGACUGUCUUUGAUCAUAUGGCUGCUCAGUCAAUGUUGACCUGGGGCUAAAAAUGUAUGUAUAUAUGUAUAAAGAAAUUUCAAUAUGGUCAUUUGAUAUGUUAGAUAUAGCAACCAAAUGUCCCUUGAAUCACAUCUUAGUGUCUUAAAACCUGGAAGGACACACUGGACAAUGUAAUCUGAGGUAUAUACGAAAUAAAUAUGAUGGUCACAAUUGAAA